AGGGCGGGCGACAUCGGUGGCUGUGAUGGGGGACAGUGCGACAGCAGUGGUUGGGUAUUCGAGCGGGGAGGUACACGUCGUGCAUGUGGACUAUGUGCCUCGCUUCCUCGGCACACAUGAGGCCUACAAGGGCGUCACCAGAGUGCCGUCCGUGGAGCCCUCCUCAGGCCUCUGUCCGGGUCACUGUGGCCCCACUGGCAGGCGUGGGUCUAUCCUCUCUGUCCAAUCCUGGGCGGGCUCCCACCUCGGCGCCUCCCAACCCUGCUCCCUUUCCGCCUCCUCCUCCUCGCUCUUCACCUCCAACCCCCUCUCCUCCUCGCACUCGCUGCUCCUCUUCUCGUCCCUCCACGGCGGCAUCACCCUCUGGGACAUGCGUGCCACGCGCCCCGCCUUCUCGCUGCACCUGCACGCCUCCCUGGGGGCACCUGCCCACGUGCUCUCCGACCCGCUGCACGGGCUCUGGCUGCUGGCCGCCUCAUCCCGCUCCGCCCUCUGCCUGUGGGACGUGCGCUUCCUGCUCCCCCUCUCCUCCUGGCUCCUCCCCUCCGCCCCUCCUCCCCUCACCUGCCCCCCAUUACCGCCCUCGCCCCCAUGCUGCCCGCGCCCUUCCCCCCUUCGAUGGACGCCACGGCAGCCACAGCAGCAGGCGGGCCGGAGCACCUGCCAGGGUGGUUUGGGGCGGACCCAGGGAGGGGGGGGACGGGGGGAGGUGAGGGGCGGCAGGGAGGGGCAGUGGGGGCAGCAGGGGGGGGUGCAGCUGCGGAGGGGUUGGUGGGGAGUACGUCGCUGCCUCUGGUGUAUGUGGCGAGUGGCAGAGACGAGGUCAGCCUGUGGAGCGCCGACACGGGGCAGUGCCACCAGGUCUUCUCUGUGGCGCCCCAGCCCUCUGCCAACCCCGCCGCCUCCUCCCCCUCUCUCCCGUCGCCCUCCAACCUCCCCUCCGCCCUGCAAUCCGCCCCUCACCUGCUGCCCCUGCCGCCCUUCUCCAUCUCCACCACCACCACCACCGGCCGCACCCUCUCCUCCUCGCCCUGCAUGCCUCCCGGGCGACUGCCGCAGUCAUCCCAGUCAACGCGGUCAAUGCAGUCAACGCAGUCAGCCCUGCGGGUGGAGCAGCUGAAGGAGCCUCCCAUCCGGGCAGGGGGGGUGCGGGCGCUGCUGGCGGUGCCGGGGGGCGGUGCUGUGCUGAGUGGCGGCACAGACUGCUGCAUCCGCUACUGGUGCCGCCUCAGAGCAGAGUGGGUGGGUGUGUGGGGCCCACAGCCAAGGGUGCGCGGGGAGAGAUCCUGCAUCCGCGAUACGACAUGCGCAUCGUGCAGGGCACGAGAGUCAUACAGGAAACCCCGCCCCCCUUCUCCCUCGAAACGUCUCGUCUUCGCGCCACCAGUGCAGCAGCGGGCCAGCACGGAGUCGGGCGGGGCAGUAGCAGGCAGUCAGGGGCAGGUGGACAGGGGCAGCGGAGGGGGAGGGGGAGGGGGGCGGCGCAGCAUGGUGGAGGUGGCAGCGGUGGACGCGGGGGGGUGCCACUGCGAUGCCGUGCUGGCGCUGGCUGUGGCCGACCCGGGGCAGCGCUUGCUGCUGUCUGCCAGCAGGGACGGGGGUCGUCAAGGUCUGGCGCUAGCGGCCCGGGCUACCACAAGGCAAGAGGCAUGAGUCACAGCGUGAGUAGCCUUUGUACAAAAGCACUUCAUAAAGGCACGGUAGGUGCGAAUAGAGUUCUUUUAUUAGAGCAAGUGUAGGAUUGUUGCCAUGAACCUGUUCUCCAGCAUAUUAACGUUGGUCUGGUUAUUUCUAGUCAUUGUAGAUUGUUUUUCUUAACUGCGAGCAGGAGUAUCUGCUGCCGUCGUCCUACAUCCAGCAGCCCUCCCGUUGCUCGCUCCCCUCCCCUCCUCUGAAGCUGCCAUUAGUGCCAGACUGAACCCCUCACUCUACUAGCCCCCCAGCGGAAUUCUACCACCGCCGUAGCCAGCACUCCACGCGUAGGCCAGCAGCAACCAGCGCCAGCAGCAGCCGCCGCCACCAGGGACGCCAGGAAGAGCCGCCACCAGCCGGAGCGAUGGCUGUGUGCGUGCGCGCCGGCACGGCGAGGAGCCGUUGCGAGCCGAAGCUGCUUGCUGGCGCGCCACCGCCAUGCGACCGCCGCCGUGUCGGCUGACGCCGAGCUUUCGCCCAUCCCUGCCGGCAGUCCGUUUUUCUCCCUUUCCACCCAAUCAGCUUCCGCCAUCUGUCCAUCCGCCGCGCCAACUUCAGCCGCCGCCGUUUCCGCCGUGCCGUCAAACACCGCCAGCCCCGCCAGCCCAGCCAGCCCCGCCAGCCCUGCUAGCCCCGCUAGCCUCGCCAUCCCCGCCGGCCGCCGGUCGUUCUCCGUCGUUCCCCGCGUGGCCACGAGUGGCGGCGAC
Messenger RNA from Closterium sp. NIES-67, 2399 nucleotides. Lineage: Eukaryota; Viridiplantae; Streptophyta; Zygnematophyceae; Desmidiales; Closteriaceae. The record is from the annotation of a GenBank genome assembly.